Molecule: messenger RNA, 1778 nt
Organism: Beta vulgaris subsp. vulgaris (sugar beet)
Lineage: Eukaryota; Viridiplantae; Streptophyta; Magnoliopsida; Caryophyllales; Amaranthaceae
Product: dnaJ protein homolog 2
Exons: 7
Coding region: 246-1508 (420 amino acids)
Biological process (GO): protein refolding; response to heat
Cellular component (GO): cytoplasm; cytosol
Molecular function (GO): Hsp70 protein binding; ATP binding
Source: RefSeq, a predicted model, not a curated record
CUAAUGUAGCCUGCUUUUCACUCCUUGUUGAACCGCUGAAACCCUCGACUCUAAAGCUGCCCAUCAAGAGCAGAGACCGUCUUUCUCUGCUAUAUUUAUCUAUCUAUCUAUUUUUCUUUCUUCCCUCCAUUCGGAAAUUUCCUUUCAAAUUUCUUCGGUUUGAAGGGGAAUCAAGAUUUCGUGACUGCUGCAUCUAAAAUCUUGAAUUUACUUUAGUGAGCAGUGGGGUGCAGCAGAGACUAACCAUGUUUGGGCGUGCUCCAAAGAAAAGUGAUAAUACCAAAUACUAUGAAGUUCUUGGAGUGUCGAAAAGUGCCAGUCAAGAUGAACUCAAGAAGGCAUACAGAAAGUCUGCCAUAAAGAAUCACCCAGAUAAAGGCGGUGAUCCGGAGAAGUUUAAGGAACUCGGUCAAGCAUAUGAAGUUCUUAGUGACCCGGAGAAAAGAGAGAUUUAUGAUCAGUAUGGGGAAGACGCUCUUAAGGAGGGAAUGGGAGGAGGUGGUGGUGGUCCUUUCCAUAACCCAUUUGAUAUAUUUGAACAAUUUUUUAGUACUUCAGGUUUUGGAGGUGGUAGCAGUUCGAGAAGGAGGCAACAACAAGGUGAAGAUGUGAUUCACACUAUGAAGGUUUCUUUGGAGGACUUGUACAAUGGGACCACUAAAAAAGUAUCAAUUUCUAGGAAUAUUUUGUGUCCUAGAUGUAAAGGGACAGGAUCAAAAAGUGGGGCAUCCAGUCGUUGUCAUAGUUGUCAAGGUUCAGGUAUAAAAAUUACUACUAGACAAAUUGGGCUUGGUAUGAUUCAGCAGAUGCAGCAUUCAUGUCCAGAAUGUAAAGGCUCAGGGGAGGUAAUCAGUCAAAAGGACAAAUGCCCACAGUGCAAGGCCAGCAAAGUUUCUUUGGAGAAGAAGGUGCUGGAGGUGAAUGUGGAAAAAGGGAUGAAGAAUGGUCAGAAAAUUGUGUUCGAGGGACAAGCAGAUGAGGCGCCCGAUACAGUCACUGGGGACAUUGUUUUCGUGUUGCAACAAAAGGAACACAGUAGAUUCACACGCAAACUCGAUGAUCUCUAUGUUGAACAUAAGCUGAGUUUAACUGAGGCACUAUGCGGUUUCCAGUUUGUCCUGACCCAUCUUGAUGGCAGACAACUGUUGAUCAAAUCUGACCCAGGGGAGAUCAUUAAGCCUGACCAAUACAAGGCAAUCAAUGACGAGGGAAUGCCACACCAUCAAAGAUCAUUCUUGAAGGGCCGAUUAUAUGUGCACUUUAAUGUUGAAUUUCCUACUUCCUUACCCCUUGAGCAAUCCCGAGCUUUGGAGAAGAUCUUACCGUCAAAACCCGGGAAACAAGUAUCAGGAAUGGAGUUGGAUGAGUGUGAGGAGACCACACUACAUGAUGUUAACAUUGAAGAGGAAAUGAGACGCAAGCAGCAACGAAGGUACCAUGAGGCGCAUGAUGAAGAUGAUGAUGAUGAAGAUGAUGCUGGGCCUCGCGUGCAGUGCGCUCAGCAGUAAUGUGAUGCUGCUAUUAUUACAGAUGAUUACUUAAGUUGUUUGCAAUAGAAUUGAACAACCUUUGCCAGCCAUUUGAGAUUGGAAGUUUAUAUUUCAAUCUUUGGUUAAAUGCUGGUGUUGAAAUUUUUGUGGUGUUUAUUUCUUUUUUGGCGUGUAUAGCUUCUACAAACUCACAAUUUAUAGUAUAAGCUUGUAGUUGCUCCAAUAGAAUCUUAUAAAUGUAUUCAUUUGUUUGAUCGGCAAAAUAUUUCUUCCUCUGUUAUUGGCUCA